UGUAUGUUCAUAACACGAGAGAUAUUCUAUUCAAUCAGUUCAUGCCCAGUUAAAUUUUGCAGUUACAAAAAUAAUUCGAAUUUCUACACUUUGGAAAUAAUUUUCGUGAAAUGAACACGGACCGGAAACGCCGAAUGGGGCGAGACGUACAAGAACUACCCGAGAAAGCUCAACGGUUUCUGGAAAGAUGUCCCGGCAUUGUUAAGGCGAGCAGGACGUUAUAUUUAAACGAGUGUAGGGAGAGUUCCGUGUCCUAUAAAACUGUCGAGGAUCACAUAAUUUAUUUCCUGCCUUUCAUGGAGGAAGCGAUGGUAUUGGAAGAGAAGAUUGAGAUCUUACCGACUCAUUGGGCCAAUGCUUUUCUUCACUUUGACUUAUCAAAGAUUGCGGAGACACUGUGUAGCGCUAUAUUUUCUGAGGAGGACUUAAUCCAGAGGAAUAAAUUUGGCAGGGUCGACCAAUUACCCAGUAUUAAAAGGGUGGUCAUACUCAGAGCAUCGAAAUGGAUGCUGAACAAAAAUCAGAAUCCUUGGUCCUACGAACCAACUGAAUGGCCAAAUGAUAAAGAGACAGCUAUAAUUAAUUCAGUUUUUGGGACAUUUGAAUCCGUUUGUCCCACCACGAGUAGCGACUCUAUCCCGUUGCCCACCGAUAUUUUGGACUUUGACAGAUGCGAUGCUAAAUUAAACGCCAAAAUUGAGCAAGACCCCGUUACCAUGGUAACCGAGGCGGAUGACAGCCCAACAGUAAACCCGUCAGAUCCUCGCAGCGUGGAUGACGCCUUGGAAAGGACUUUUCGUCAGCUCGACUACAGUAAAACGUUUACCAGGAUAAUCCAAUUGGGCAAAUUAGGCUCCAUCCCUUCCCUUGGAAAUCAUACACAAACGGUUCAAGCACUGACGAAGUUAACAAUCCCAGAAAAUACGGAUAUUUUUGUGGACGCCGUUCAAUUUUCUGCGGAACGCUGGCAUGCAGCCAAAAAGUGUGAAACUAUUAAAAAAUGUGCGGAAAAACUGUUCGCCAAAUAUUGGCGUACAGAUUGCCAAAAUUCAGGAGGAAAAUUAUUCAACUUUGAGGAUGUUUGCCCUGUAAAACGUUUAGCCAUUUACCGUGCCGCAAAAUUUUUAAUUGUUCAGGCCAAGACAAAUUCAACCACCAUCUUUGACUCGACGAUACCUGAACAUAACGUUUUCCCCACGGAACAAGAAAUCAUUGAAAUCUCAGAAACUCUCACGCAAACUUUUUCCGCUCGACAAUCACUUCUACGUGACCACAGUAAUAGAAACGAUCCUUCUUACAAGCAAAUUUGGAAAACAUCAAGUCACCUCGUCCCCCAACGAAUUAUUGGCCAGGGGUCCUUCGGCUCGGUAUGGCUCGCCGAAGGACAUGGAAAAGAGUUAUUUGCCGUCAAAGUAACCAGACUUGAGGAGCCAAUAAUCAAGGACACAGUUUUAGAGACUUCCUCCACAUGGCGGCAUGCCAACGUGGUCCGUUAUUUUGACUCAUGGAGAGAACCUGAGCAGAUAAGUGCCCAUGAAAACGAACCCACCUCAACCACGCUCUUCAUAAAGAUGGAAUUAUGCGAUGGCGAUCUCGCACAAUUUCUGGAUAAGGAAAAGCAUCAAUUAAAUCCUCCCCUUAAAAUGGACAUUAUCCGUCAAGUAUCUUCCGGACUGGAUUAUCUACAUUCGGAGGUUAAAGUUAUCCAUGGCGAUUUAAAACCGGCCAAUAUUUUGUUUAAAAUGUUACAAAAGGACGUGACGAUAUUUAAGAUUGGUGAUUUCGGCUUGUCCCGUAAUUUAGAGGGUAAUGACAGCUUGGUAUCGACGCCCUUAUACCGUGCCCCAGAGGUGGAAGAAGUCCUGCAUAAUUACACUUCCGCUUCGGAUAUUUAUUCCGCGGGGUUAAUAUUCUGCGAGGUGUUACACAAUUUUGAGCGGGAUGAAAAACGAGCUGUAUUUCAUCUCAUAAAAUACAAGGGGGGACAAGAUGUCGAAUUAUUGUCAUGUUUUUUAGAAAAAUUAAAUUUAGUUGGGGAUAACUUGUCGAGUGUGUGGGAUUCUGGGGUUGGACAAGUUUUGGCAAAAAUGUUAAACCCGGUUGGUAAUCAAAGACCGACAGCGGGAGAGAUUGUAGGGUACUUAAAAAGUAUAAAUAAAUUGGAGGAUAAUUCCCUGGGAUUUACAUAGAUUAUAAAUAAUAUUGUGUUUGAAACUACACAUAUUAAGAAAAACUUAUUUAAUACUAAUUUACAAAGAAAUGGGGAUGAUGCUGAAUCCAUGAAAAUAUUUAUAUCAAAUAUGUACAUAUAAUACCACUUUACCUUCAUGUGACAUUGAAUUAAAUCGAUGUGUGUAGGAUGGAUUAUUGUCAUCAUGUUUUCUGUCAACCGAAGAAAUUAAUUCCAGACGGAUUGGUCCCAACCAGUGGCCUCGGAAACUGUGGGGGGAUCUUGGGGCAUUAUUAAUAACAUUGUUGGAUAGGGGAGGGAAGAAUUUAUCUAAUAUGGGCAGAUGCUGGGGACAUAGAAUUACCGUGGGGACAUUGUCCCGCGGCCACUGGUUUCAACAAUUUGAUUAAUCCAAAGUUGAGUAAUGAUGAAAUUGAAUUUAUUUUGUUGAGUUAAUGGAUAAAAUAAAUAUUUAUUGUAAAGUA
Folsomia candida is the source of this 2655-nucleotide messenger RNA. RefSeq lists its product as uncharacterized. The transcript has 7 exons. The record is from RefSeq and is a predicted model, not a curated record. Gene Ontology annotation, molecular function: protein kinase activity; ATP binding. NCBI's taxonomy places the organism in Eukaryota, Metazoa, Arthropoda, Collembola, Entomobryomorpha, Isotomidae. Gene Ontology annotation, biological process: protein phosphorylation. The coding region runs from base 111 to 2189 and encodes 692 amino acids.